CGGGCACAAGAGACUCAGCCUCAGCUCUCUGACGUAUCCUCAGCUUCGCAUGUAACGGUGUGUGCCACCCCUCCACAAUGCUGCCUCGAGCGGCAAAGCGUUGUGGUGAUUUGCUGGACGGAGCUUGGUGGGUGUGAUGCGCGUAUAUCACGAUGCGCCAUGCAUUGCUGCUGCCAACUUUUCUGUGUUACCGUUAUUUGCUCGCACCUGCCACUCACGUCGCCAGCCAGCGCUUCUCUGUUCUUGAGUGAAGCAGCCCGGCGCUUCGAAUCCACGACACUCGACACUUGCGACCAACACUGACAAGCAGACGGCAUUGCAGCAUGGCUUCGCACGAUGAUCCCAAGCUGCUCUACGCAAUCAAGGGCAUCAAGGCCUACCACAUCCAGGAUGGACAAGAGCAGGAUCUCUGCCCAUCGGGCCCACAGACACUCUCGUUGCUCAUGGUGCCCACCGCUUCAGCCUUCGCAGACCCCACUACAGCAGGCGGCACUCCAGACCAGGACUUCUACCUGCACUUGAACCUGCCCCCGGAGCUUGACCUACCACUUCCCGCAACGACGCAAGUCUAUCACCAGCCGCCUACCAGCUAUCUGAUCCCAAGAUGGGAUAUGGGCCCAGGCGCCGGCGCCUUCACCCGCAUCGAGUUUCCCAAGAUUGGCAGCGGCGUCACCCAAGACGAUGUAGACACGUUCGAAACGAUCCUCGCCCAGUGUACUGCAUUCCUCGAGCGCGCGAAACCCCCGAACCCAGCACAGAAGAGCGAGAAGGGAGGCGUCUACAAUCCCCAAGACUACGCGCCAGGAGGACAAUUUGCCCACGAUGAUGUCUACGGCAAGAAACAUGGCGAGAUUGUGCUGAUCGACGAGGACAAUGGCAGCGUAGUGGGUGAAGUAGCAGGUGAUGCACAGAUCAUUGAAGAUUCGAAGCUCAAGCCAGGCUCGAAAGAUCCCGUCGAAGUGCAGAUCAGCGAGGAUGGCAAGAGGAUCGAGGUUCGGCCAGUGUCUGAGGACUACCUGCGCAUGGCCCGACACCCAGCCUACAAGGACAGCAGCAUCGUCCAGAAUGCCGCGACAGCGUCCCGUCUACUCGUGACUUCGUCAUCGUUCGUUGGCAAUUGGUUCACGAAAGGCGCAGAGAACUUUACCAGGAGCACGAAACCAGUGGCCAAGCCUGUCGAAUUCAAACCGGCAACCCAUCAGCGAGCACGAAAAGUGAACACGUUCACUACCAGCGUCGCUUCGACCUCGAGCAAGACAAUUGGACAGAUUGGCAACCAUAUCCAGAACUUCACUGCAAAGGCCAGCGGGCACAAGAAAGACCGAUCCCACAAGGGUUACGACGAGAAGGGCAAUCCUCUCGACAAGAAUGAUUACAAGCCAGGCAUUUUGAACAAGAGCAUGAUUGCAUUCACAACAGUGAUGGACGGCAUAGCAACAAGUGGCAUGACGCUAUUGAAUAGUAGUGGGGCAGCUGCAAGUACAAUGGUAGGACAUCGGUGGGGCGCGGAAGCUGGAUCGAUCGCUGGCGAGCUUGCAGGCGGUGUCAAGAAUGUUGGUCUCGUCUACAUCGAUGUGACCGGUGUGUCGCGAAAAGCAGUCAUCAAGUCCGUAGCGAAGGGCAUGGUGAUCGGCAAGGUGCGCGGUGGUGGCGAGGUGGUCGUUGGAGGUGGCGACGGCGGAGAUCUUACUGACGACGAGAAGAAGAGGAUGGAGGCCGAAUACAGGAAGCAGGCACAAGCGCAGCCAUCAUCCUCUAGCACGUAUGGCGCGGCACCCGAGGGUGGCUAUCUGCCUACUAGCGAAACGUACGACCCAGCAGGCUUUGGUAAUGCCGCACCUCCAAGAUAUCAGGAGUUUGGGCAGCCAGGAGGAGGGUCUGCUUCACACCAGUAUGAUCAGAAGCGAUAAGGAUUAGGGUGUUGAAGGCAUUGAGCACAGCGCAUGAGAUACCACCAGCAGAUCGGACUUUCUAGCAGCAUGAAAUAGCAUACAAUGUAUAUGAGUCAACUGAGAUUUGACCUCAUUCACGCCCUGCA
Messenger RNA from Cercospora beticola, 2038 nucleotides. Its product is annotated as senescence-associated domain-containing protein. Gene Ontology annotation, cellular component: plasma membrane. Lineage: Eukaryota; Fungi; Ascomycota; Dothideomycetes; Mycosphaerellales; Mycosphaerellaceae. The record is from RefSeq and is a predicted model, not a curated record. Gene Ontology annotation, biological process: cell division.